Molecule: messenger RNA, 7117 nt
Organism: Pleuronectes platessa (European plaice)
Lineage: Eukaryota; Metazoa; Chordata; Actinopteri; Pleuronectiformes; Pleuronectidae
Gene: gna13b
Product: guanine nucleotide binding protein (G protein), alpha 13b
Exons: 5
Coding region: 71-1207 (378 amino acids)
Biological process (GO): Rho protein signal transduction; adenylate cyclase-activating G protein-coupled receptor signaling pathway
Cellular component (GO): brush border membrane; heterotrimeric G-protein complex
Molecular function (GO): D5 dopamine receptor binding; G-protein beta/gamma-subunit complex binding; guanyl nucleotide binding
Source: RefSeq, a predicted model, not a curated record
CGCAGCAGCGGGCAGGGCCGAGCAGCCUCUAGUCCUCCUCUCUGUCUGUAUCGAUGAAGUUGUUUCAAAGAUGGCGGAUUUCCUGCCGUCCCGCUCCCUUUUAUCUGUAUGUUUCCCCAACUGUCUCCUCACGAGCGGCGAGGUAGAGCAGCUGCGGAAGUCUAAGGAGAUAGAUAAGUGUAUUCAUCGAGAUAAGACCUAUGUAAAACGGCUGGUGAAGAUCCUACUACUCGGAGCAGGCGAGAGCGGCAAGUCCACUUUCCUCAAGCAGAUGCGCAUUAUCCAUGGGAAGGACUUCGAUCAGAAGGCCAAGGAGGAGUUCAGAGCCACGAUUUAUAGUAAUGUUAUUAAAGGUAUCCGAGUGUUGGUGGAUGCUAGAGAGAAACUACACAUCGCAUGGGGCAACCCAUCAAACCGGAGGCACGGUGACACCAUGAUGGCCUUUGACACCCGGUCAGCGAUGUCUCACGGUCACGGCAUGGUGGAGGCCAAAAUUUUUCAGCACUUCUUGCCAUCCAUCGCCGCCCUGUGGGCCGACCAGGGCAUCCAGAAUGCAUAUGACCGCCGCAGGGAGUUCCAGCUGGGGGAGUCCGUCAAGUAUUUCCUGGACAAUUUGGAAAAGCUCGCACAGUCGGACUACCUCCCUAGCCAGCAGGACAUCCUCCUGGCCAGAAAACCCACCAAGGGCAUCCACGAGUACGACUUUGAGAUCAAGAACGUGCCCUUCAAGAUGGUGGACGUGGGUGGUCAACGCUCUGAGAGGCGUCGCUGGUUUGAAUGCUUUGACUCUGUCACUUCCAUCCUCUUCCUUGUCUCCUCCUCAGAAUAUGAUCAGGUGCUGAUGGAGGACCGACAGACCAACCGGCUGAGCGAGUCCCUCAACAUUUUUGAGACCAUCGUCAACAACAGAGUUUUCAGCAAUGUCUCCAUCAUCCUGUUCCUGAACAAGACAGACCUGCUGGAGGAGAAGGUGAAGCAGGUGUCCAUCAAAGACUACUUCCACGAGUUCUCGGGCGACCCCACAAGCCUGGCAGACGUCCAGCGCUUCCUGGUGGACUGCUUUCGCAAAAAACGCCGUGAGCAGCUGCUGAAGCCGCUCUAUCACCACUUCACCACGGCCAUCAACACUGAGAAUAUCCGUCUGGUGUUCCGUGACGUCAAGGACACCAUCCUCCACGACAACCUCAAGCAGCUGAUGCUGCAGUGAGGGGACUGACCAGGAGGAGGGAGGGAGGGAGGGGUGGAGGCAAAUGAAGAGUGGAAGUCGAGGUGCCUUUAUCCUUACCCUCCCCCCACCGCCGGCCUGUUAAUUAACCAGGCAGUGUCACUUUUGAACUUUGACUGUGUAUUAAAGGCACCACUACUACCGCCAUUCCCCCCAUCCACCCCCCACGCUUGCUCUCUUCCUUACUGAGCUUGUUCACUGUGACUUAUAACGGCUGCUUCUGACUCAGAGCUCCGACCACCCUUUGACCCUUAAAACCACUGUAAAUGACCUCUGCCCCUUGGACCUUGCCGACACCUUGUCGUAUCCUCCCUGUAUGUUUUGCUCUGAUUAACAUCCUUACACUGUCCCUUUAUUCACUGCUGCUCUGACCACUGUUGAUGGGGAUUGGGAGGGGCUUGUUUGGAAUUGGCGUGGCUGAGUAGCGGUUAAAGCCACCUGAGGGCGACGCUGGUGUCAGCAGCUCUGUUGCCAGAUGUCGCCUUCCUUUUGCAGAACAGUCCUUUUGUUUUGUUGCUGGGUUUACAUCUGCUUUCCACCAGACCUCAAUGAUGACAUCACCGGGGCGGGUGGGGUUUUCUUCUGAGAGCCGUGGAACAGGAAAGAACAGAACACGCACGCACACCCACACACACACACACACACACACACACACACACACACACACACAGAUAGGAAGUGUACUAGUUUUCUAAUCAUUUACUUUCUGUUUCUAGUCUAUGAAUAUACUGUAUGUACCUAUGCAUUUCCUUUAACUUAUAUUUUAUUAGGGUUUACACAUUGUGGAUGGGUGACUGCUGGUGGACUCUGUGCUCUCAGUUCGGGAGUUGAGAGAGCACAAACAAACACAACUAGACCACUUGUAAAAUAAGCCACCGUGCCAUCAGGCUAGAUAGGGUUCAUCAUGCGCAUCAUAUUUAAGUUUUUCUCAGGGCACAUUGUGAACCACUUGUCUGGGAUUUCAAGCCACAGCUCUCCUGGCUCUGCCCCUCCACAAGUCAACUACUACAGGGUCUUUUCACUGUAUGUCAGCAGAAAAGACUGGUCCAAAAAACUGUGGCCAUCUUAUACCUGGAACACAUUUUACCAUCAGGUUCUGGACUAUAAGACGCUGGUGACCCACUCUCCUCCUGGUAUUAACUUGUGAUCUGUACGUGGACGACCACAGACAUUUAUUUUUACAUCUGUUGUUAAUAAGUCGUUUUGCUACCUGCAUUCCUUUGAUUUCUCUUUGAUAAUUUGUUCAGAAUUUUCAACCAAAGAUGGAAACAUAUUAGUGUUUUCAAAUGUGGGGACUUCUGUCUCCUGAUCUAAUUUAGUGAACUGAAAAAAACAAGACGUGUGAUGAUAUCAGCUUUCAUUAAUCGAUUUAUUUUCCAUUUGCUAAUUAGAGCAUCACCCAGCAUAACCUGGGUUAGAGAAUCUAGGAAGUUAGACUGGCAGCAUUUAUAAAUCUAUUCACAAUACACGUAACAUGAACAGAUCUCGUGCUAAUACCAGGGCUACAUUGCGUCUGUGCGUUCAUUUGAAAAUAUUUUUUUCCCUUUCUGGGGUAAACGAUUUAUGCUUAAAAUUAUAAAGCAUAAUUUAGUUUGAAUGUUGGAGCGGUGAGCUGCUUUGACCAUUUAGUGAAUGGUUUCUCCAUGGGUGGUGAUGUAGGAUCUGAUUGAGGUUGAAAAUGGUCAUAUUUAUUCUGCAGCUCUGUGGAAUCUCAAAUCCAAGCCUGCAUUUCUUAUGUCUCCACUUUAUCUUACCACCUUGAGCAUAUAAUACAAGAGGUGAGGAGGCGGCUCGACCUCUGUUUUGCUGGCUCAGAAGAUACCUGUUGAUCCGGUCUGUCUUUCCCCUCCACACAUCCUGACCUAAAGAGAAAAGGGGAAAACCAGCCUGUAUGUUUCCGGCCACUCUCACUGUACUAUACAGGUUAUGUAAAGUUCACAUUGUCCUCUUAGCUAAUUUUCUAAUGUCUAAUUCGCUGUAAUGCAUCUCUCAGACCAACCUCACUCUCACCUGAAGAGUUGAUGUAACCCCUCUACAUAGAUGUCUUUUACGGAUUUACGGAUGGUGUUUAUUCAAAACCAAAACAGCCCCAUUAAUCUGCCUUCUCCAGUUAUGUCGAGAGAAUGAACACCUCCAGGUAACUGGUUCCACUGGUUCAUGCUAACACUUCAGCAGUAGUUAAUGGAUUAUAAUAAGGUGUAACACAAGCCUCUAAUGUCGUGAAGUUGGCCUGUGGAUGAGCUGUUGCGUCUCCCCCUUCAACAGAAAUGCUUUUAUUGAUUAAGGUCACAGUCCUGUGUUUGUGUUGGAACAGCGUCGUUCCAUAUGAACCAGCACAGCUCGACGCUAUUUUGUAGUCUUGAUAGUUGUAGUUAGAAAUGGCAGCUAAUCACUGAAAAGACCCUGUUUUUCCUGUAACAUGCUCCUGUGAUCCCACAGACACGGCCAUUCCCGCCUCCUCUGGCAGGUGGUCGCUCAUGGUGUCUUACCCCGUGUCUACACUGGAAGUGUCUCGGCCCCCUUUAGUCUUCUGUCUCAGUUUGAUUUUGCACAGGGUCGUAACAGCUUGAGUUUGACUCGUUUAACCAGUUUGUUGAGCUGCACCAACAUGAGAUUUUAAAUGCUUUAAGGCUUUAUUCAUGUCUUUUUAGUGGCUGGGUUAUGACCCAGCUACUGUCAAUUACAUGCCCUUGAUUGUUUUUCAAAUUCUAACCAAAAUCAAGAGUUUAACUCUGAUAUAUGAAUUCAACAUGGCCAUUGGGGAGUGUACAUAAUGCUCUGUAAUUAUGUAACUAACUCAAGGAAAGUGGAUUUCGUGUUUUGAAGACCCAAGCAACCAGUGUAGCUGCGUAUUUUACCUUUUGUUUUUUUGACAAGUCAUUUGGUUUUUAUGCCUGUGCGCCGGCAACAGGCCGUAGAGGCACCGUGUUUUAGGGUUGUCCAUUCGUCCCAUUAUAUGCAAUAUCUCAAAGCCUGGAGGGAAUGCUUUCAAAUCUUUACAAACAUUCACCUGGACUCAAGGAUGACAUGAUUAUAUAUUGGUGGUCAAACGUCAGUUAUAUUGAAACAAUUUUGGAAAAAAAAUAGUGUAGAUGGUAACUGCACUGUUCGGUAUUUCUAGUUUUUAUAGAAUCAAAUAAUGAAUUAAAACCAAACUUAUCAGAAACAUGACUAUAGUAUGAUAAGAACUCCCUUAAAUAACAGAAACCAUCUUUUAUUUUGUCUUAGUUUGAUCCAUGUCCCAUCUGCUAUCAUGUUGGAAGCAAGGUUUAUCACCGCGCUUAAGGGAGCUGUCAUGUCUUCCAUCAAUAGUUCAUGGAUUACACAGUUGAAAUGUGUUUUAAAAUUUUUAUACUGUGUACACGUUAAUAGAAGCCAAUAGGAAGUGUAGCCUAAUUUGUAAUUUAGUCUUAAAAUAUGACAUCAUCUUUGGGUCACACACUUCAGAUUUACUUCUGUUUAAAGCACAUUUACCUCUGUCUCCCAGGUAGCUGGCUGAGUGUCCCCAGCACAACUAAAACCCAGUGACUUGCUCCAUGCUAGCACACAUGCUGCCACUCAGCAUGUGUACUAGCAUGCAGCAAGUCACGUGGCUGAUUUCUGGUGUGCGUGCAUAUUCCCAACUUAAACAGAGGAAGUCCAGUGAAUUCUCCAAGCUUUGCAGUGCCAGUCAGCAUGAUUCUCCCUCCGUCAGCCCGUCUGCGACAGGGUGACACAGCUUCUUUGUGUGUGUCACAAACACACUGUCUCCUGUCUGCUGCUUCUCGGGCAGCAUAAAGCUUAAACCCAGCAGAGGCCUCAUUGUCUGGAUUCAGACCGCUGUGUCAUGUCGUAAGGACAGAAGAAAGCCUGUAGUGACACACACACGCACACAUGCAUGUCUCUCAAUAGUUGUGGGGUAACUCAUUGACAUAAUUGGCCUUCCCUAGCUACUUACCCUAGCCCUAAGCAUCACAACUAAAUUACUAACCCUAAUUCUAACCCUAAACUUAAAACCAAGUCUUGAAUUAGUGGCAAUAGUCAAAAAUGUCCUCAAAAUGAUGGUAUAGAACCAAAAUUGGUCCUGAUAACUAUAGACAGACAUGCGUGAACACACACACACACACACACACUUACACACAAAGUCACAGCAGAGCAGAGGCUGUGUCAGUGUACAGGCCUGUAUUUGAUACAAACUGGGUUUUGAUACACAGACAGUAAACUGUCCCACAGGUGCAGAUGGGUGGAACAUGAUGUUACACUGUCUCUCCUCCUCUGGCGCGUCUCGUUUUCCAAUAAUAUAAUGUCGUGACUCCACAUUCGAUCAGUUGACCUGUGGCCUGCACGAAAGAGGAGUCGCAUCCUUCCAAAGCACUUACGUUUUUUAAUUGACUCCCACCAUCUGAUGGGUUGAGAAAAGGAUCUGGAUUUUACAGAGGAGAAAAGAAAAAACUAUUCUGGGAUUAGAAGAAUUUGGUGAUAAAUAAACAAGCCUCCUAGAUGAAAGCACAGAAUUAAUUUCAGUUUGGACAGAGACUAACACAAGCUCAAUGUCCAUUCAAUGUUUUGACAAAUUCUGACAUUAAAUUCAGAAUCUCAGAACUCUUUCCCUUUUUUCUCUUGCAAACAGAUCAAUGGUGGCUGUGCUGUAAACGACUGUCUGCUGUUGUGUUAUAGGUCCUUGACGGGAUUGGUCUGCUUUAAACAAACAAGCGUGUACAAUGUGUGGUGUUGUGAAUGUCCACUGCGGAAGGCAGCGUGUUCACCACACGUCUUUAAACCUCCAAGAUCACUGUGCCUUUUGAGUGUCUUUGUCAUCUAGUCACCUUCAAUGCAUCCUUGGUUCUUUGACAUGAGAAAUGAUAGAAGCAGUCAUGUGAAGGAAGAAUGGAUUUAAAUAGCUGGAGAGAAAAGUGUAGCCGCUGUCUCCACCUGCUCCACCAGUCAGUGGACCAGUCACUGUGUAAAGUCAGAUUAUAAUCUGACAGCCUUUUUCUCAGACGGGCUCUGGCCGACCCCAAAGCCUAAUCAAAACUGAAACCUCAGCUCAACAUGACGGACCAGUUUGUCCCCUUUGUGCUCAGGGGCUGUACUGUGUGUUAUCUGUUGGAUUGUGGUCCAGGCUUUGUGAUGGGGGGCAGCAUAAUUCCUUGUUCACCAUGUACCUUCCAGCUUCCCACAUAGAGCAUGUUCAGACCUUGUAUUAACUUAACGGAUGUCCUAACCCUAACCCUGAGAUCUGUCAAUAGGUCCUGUGGUGGAGCGGCUUUGGGUUUGCUGGCCCUCAGUGCUGUGCUGUCACACCGAGGGCUCUGGUGGGAAUCAUUAUUUCUAAUCCGGGAUCAUUAAAGAUCUGCCUUUAACCCGGAGGCCUUGUUAGAGUUCUGCUCCAAAAGCUCCACGCUGAGCAGUGUCUUAUUUUUCUAAAACUGCCUUUGACUUUGCCUUUUAACCUUUUCCGCGAUACUGGUUUUCCUCACUGCAGCCUGUGUCUGACAUCAGCGCUCGGACUGGAACACGAUCAAUCAAAUAUUUCCACUGAGCGAGGUUGUAAAUAACCUGUGUCACCAACAUUGUCCAAACUAUGCAACAGCACUGGUCUAUUGAUGUGUUACAACUAAUCAUGAGCUCACUGACUGACGAUUCCCUUAAUGGUAGUGUUUUAUAGAAAUAUGAUCUGCCAAAUAUACUGAUGUUUUUGUGCCUCCUCUUCCAACUCUGCCUCUACUCUACCUUGACAAUGGUUUUAUAUAGUGUUUUUUUAUUAUGCCAUACAAGCAGUCUGAUGUCCACAUACUAAAUAACUCACAAGAACCACCUCCUUCCUAGUUUUGGUAUUUUCAGAUAUGUACAGUCUAACUUAUACUGUCUUACCCUUCUACUCUCCUAAAUAAAUCCAGCUGUUUUUUUAAA